AUGAUCAAGCUUUUGUCCAAAACAUUACUUGAAUUAAAUAUCUUUCAACCAUCUGAUUUUGGUAGUAGUGUUGAUCGAUUAACAGCUAAACAAUAUGGUCGAUGGGCAACUCGUCUCUGUAUUCUUUUAUUUCUUAGUAGUCUUAUAAUACUUAUCUUCUAUACAAUUAUUCGACCACAUAGUGUAACAAAAACAUUUGAUCAACCAUUAUUUAAUUCUUAUGAGCGAUUACAACAAAUUUAUAAAAAUGAAUUAAAAUGUUCAUGUUCACAAAUAGCAUCAACAUACAAUAAAUUUGUUGAAAUUAUACCAAAACUUCAUCCUAUUUGUUCAAGUGAAUUCGUAUCGAAGGAAUGGCAUAUGGGUAUAAUAGAUGGUCUUGCUCCGAAUUUUUCUAUUUAUUCAAAAAAUGAUUAUCGUCGAUUUCUUUCUUCUCAUUUAUAUUAUCUUCAAGGAUUAUGUCAAAUCUCAAAAGAUUCAGUUGAUAAUGCUAUUGAUGAAUUUCUUACAUCAUUAUUAGUCACUGUUGAACUUCUUUCCAAAGAAGAUUUUCAUCAUCGUAUUGAAAUCUUAAUUGAACAAAAGAAAUCUAAUGUUCCUAUUUUAUUUUCUCGUUUUCUCUCUAUGAUUCAAAUUUUUAAUCAUGGAAAUGGUUUUAUGACAACAUAUGGAACAAAUUUUCAAUAUGUUUUUUUAAAGUCUUAUUAUGAUUAUGAUACAAGCUAUUAUGCACAUACAGUUGCAAUGAUUUAUGAUGAUAAUUGUUCUUGUGGAUUAUCUUCAAAUUGUACAACACAAGCUAUUUUUAUUGAGAACUUAACAACUAUUUCAAUUGUUGGAUUAAAAAUGGGAUGUUUACCAAGUGAAUCAUUUCAUUUAUCAACUCUUGAAUGUUUUUUUAAUGAAUCAUGUCUUAAUCUUAUUCAUAAAUAUACAAAUUAUCGAAAUGAUUCAACUCCUCUGCCAACAAAUCUCACUUAUUUUUCAUUGAAUUCAACAAUUAAUGAAUUAAUAAAUCAUGCAUUUACUGAACAAUGGUUAACAAACAUAAAUUAUUCAUUAUAUUAUGAUCAAUGUUUUCCUUCAAUAUGUUCAUAUACUUAUAAUGACAAAUUUAAUAUUUUAUAUCUUAUUACACUUUUUCUUAGUCUACAAGGUGGUUUAACAUUAGUUUUAACAUGGAUUUGUCCAAAAUUAAUUCGAUAUGCAUCAAAAAUCUAUCAUUAUUAUCGUAUAAGAAGACAAAGAACAUCAGUUUAUCCAGAUAAUUCACUUUCAAUAUCAUCAAAUAAUUUUAAUAUUCAAAAUACAAAUGAUAAUGCUGAUAUUCAAACAGAACAGAACAGAACAUUUGAACAAAGAAUUAUCUCACCAAUUCGACGUUACUCGAAGAGAAUUUUGAUAAUUUCAUUAUUAAUAUUAUUAAUAAUUAUUAUAAUUAUCUUCUCAAUUUAUUAUGCUCGAAACGAACCACUUUGUCAAAAUAAAUUUCAACAAAUAUCAAUCAAUACUGCUUGUUUUGAACCUUAUUAUAACAAAUUUAAAAUUGCUACUGGUGAUUUUAAUAAUGAUAAUCGAGUUGAUCUCGUAUAUUCUUGUAAAUCUGAUCAAAAUGAGGGUAUACUUGUUCUACUAAUUAAUGAAAAUGGAACAUUUCAUAAUUCAACAAUUUUAUUACUGUCAACAUUUCAUUUGAUAGAUUUUAUUUAUGUUGUUGAUUUUAAUAAUGAUAAUCGAUCCGAUGUGUUUUUAAAAUAUGGAACUGAGUUUAUAGUUUUAUUAAGCAAUGAUAAUGGAACAUUUCGACUUCUACCGGUAUUGUCAGAUGAAUGUAUUGACGAAAUAUUUAAAGUUUAUAUUGCCGAUUUUAAUAAUGAUAAACAAUUUGAUGUGCUUUUUACACAGAAUUCUCGCUUAAAGGAAAACCCGAUCGUUUUAUUGGGAACUGGUAAUGGAACAUUUCAAGAACCAAUUGUAAGUUCACCUACAAAGUUUAGUCAAGAGAUGGAAAAUAUUGUUGUAUACGAUCUUGAUAAUGAUAAUAUAUUGGAUAUUGUUAUAAGUUUUGAACUGAACACGAAUGUUGGAGUUAUGUAUGGAUGUGGAAAUGGAAGUUUUUCAUUACAAACUUUAUUAUCCGAACAGAAUAUAAUUAACACAGAGAUAUUAUAUGUGGCGAAUAUUAAUAAUGAUCAAUAUGUCGAUAUUAUUAUAUACGAUUAUGAUUUAAAACAUGUUUAUGUAUUCUUUGGAAGUGCAAAUAGAACUUUUGAUGGUACUGAAUGUAAAAUAUAUCAUUAUCAUAAUAAUAGUUUUAAGAGAAAUGAAAAAACUCAUUUUGAAUCGAUUCAAAAAUUGGACGCACUCGCACCAAUUGUUUAUGAUAUUAAUAAUGAUAAUUAUUUAGAUAUUAUCCUUUGCAACAAUAAACCUACUGAGCUUUAUGUUUUAUUUGGAUAUGGAAAUGAUCGCUUUUAUUCACAUAAAGUUUAUUCAGAUGAAACUCAAUAUUUACCAUGUAAGUUAGUUGUUGAUGAUUUUAAUAAUGAUAAUUUUCAAGAUAUAGUCAAUGUUAAUUAUAAAACUAAUUUUAUUAAUAUUUUCUUAUAUAAACAUGAAUGUUCCAUUGACUAA
Messenger RNA from Adineta steineri, 2634 nucleotides. NCBI's taxonomy places the organism in Eukaryota, Metazoa, Rotifera, Eurotatoria, Adinetida, Adinetidae. The record is from the annotation of a GenBank genome assembly.